GUUAGUGUUGUGAUAAUACUUUUCUCACACCAUUGGACUGGCUUUGGGAUGGUCACCAAAGAUAAUCGUAGUACAAAAUUUGUUGAUUAACUUUAGCAAGGUCACGACAUGCCGCUUGUAACAAUGGGCCCUUACUAGACAUGCUGCUAUUGCAGCGAAUACUGAGAGAAAGAAAGCAAAUUUAGCAACAACAAAAGUCUAUCAAUAUAAAAUCGGCAAGGAUAAUCCGAUACAGUAUCAGUUAGUCGUUACUCAUUCACCUGUGAACAUUGCAAAAAUCUAUAUUUUCUGAAAAUGACUUGCAAGAUCAUUUCAGCAGUGGUUCUGAUCGCCUGCGUUGUGGCCGCCGUCGCACAACACCAUCUUCAUCACGAGGAGGAACACCAUGGGCCGGUUCACUACGAGUUCCAUUAUGACGUCCAUGAUGACCACACCGGAGAUGUCCACGGGCGUAAGGAAGCUCGCAAGGAUGAUCAGACACAGGGAGAGUACUAUUUGAUCGACGCCGAUGGCUACAAGCGUACCGUAACUUAUCACGUCGAUGGUAAGAGCGGAUUCAUUGCUGAAGUUCACCGGGAACCAAUCAAGGGACACCAGUCUCCACAGCAAGUGCACAAGAUUUUGGCAGCGCCCAUCCAUAAGGUUUUGGCUGUUCCAGUUCAUCACGAGCAUCAUUACUAGUCAGUCAAUCGAUGAUUAUAUUUAUGACCACUGUUUUUAAGUUUAAGUAGUU
Messenger RNA from Toxorhynchites rutilus septentrionalis, 733 nucleotides. RefSeq names its product larval cuticle protein A2B-like. The record is from RefSeq and is a predicted model, not a curated record. The transcript is spliced from 3 exons. The coding region runs from base 295 to 681 and encodes 128 amino acids. Gene Ontology annotation, cellular component: extracellular matrix. Lineage: Eukaryota; Metazoa; Arthropoda; Insecta; Diptera; Culicidae.